This is a messenger RNA of Leopardus geoffroyi (Geoffroy's cat), 4168 nucleotides long. It is a transcript of the gene ATG14, whose product is annotated as autophagy related 14. Gene Ontology annotation, cellular component: autophagosome; extrinsic component of omegasome membrane; phosphatidylinositol 3-kinase complex, class III. The record is from RefSeq and is a predicted model, not a curated record. The transcript is spliced from 10 exons. The coding region runs from base 23 to 1501 and encodes 492 amino acids. NCBI's taxonomy places the organism in Eukaryota, Metazoa, Chordata, Mammalia, Carnivora, Felidae. Gene Ontology annotation, biological process: mitophagy; cellular response to starvation; autophagosome assembly.
CUGGCUCUGCUCUCAGGCCAUCAUGGCGUCUCCCAGUGGGAAGGGAGCCCGGUCGCUGGAGGCUCCUGGCUGCGGGCCCCGGCCGCUCGCCCGGGACCUGGUGGACUCCGUGGACGACGCGGAGGGGCUGUACGUGGCGGUCGAGCGUUGUCCGCUGUGCAACACCACCCGCCGGCGGCUGACCUGCGCCAAGUGCGUCCAGAACGGCGAUUUCGUCUACUUCGACGGCCGCGACCGGGAGAGGUUUAUAGACAAGAAAGAAAGGUUAAACCAACUUAAGAGCAAGCAAGAAGAAUUUCAAAAAGAGGUGUUAAAAGCUAUGGAAGGAAAAUGGAUAACAGAUCAGUUGAGAUGGAAAAUAAUGUCCUGCAAGAUGAGGAUUGAACAGCUAAAACAAACAAUAUGUAAAGGAAAUGAAGAAAUGAAGAUAAAUUCCGAAGGCCUUCUUAAAACCAAGGAAAAGAAUCAGAAGCUUUAUACUCGAGCACAGCGGCAUCAAGAGAAAAAGGAGAAGAUUCAGAGGCACAACCGCAAACUGGGUGACCUGGUAGAAAAAAAAACCAUCGACUUAAGGAGUCAUUAUGAGCGUCUGGCAAAUCUUCGGCGAUCUCAUAUAUUAGAGCUCACCUCUGUCAUUUUUCCAAUCGAGGAAGUAAAGACUAGUGUGAGAGAUCCUGCAGAUGUGUCCUCAGAGAGUGACAGUGCCAUGACCUCCAGCACUGUGAGCAAGCUUGCCGAAGCCCGGAGGACGACUUACCUCUCCGGGAGAUGGGUCUGUGAUGAUCACAACGGGGACACCAGCAUUAGCAUUACAGGGCCUUGGAUUAGCCUUCCCAACAAUGGGGACUACUCUGCCUACUACAAUUGGGUAGAAGAGAAGAAAACCACACAGGGGCCUGACAUGGAGCACAGUAACCCCGCUUACACGAUCAGCGCUGCGUUGUGCUAUGCGACUCAGCUGGUCAACAUUUUGUCUCAUAUACUUGACAUAAAUCUUCCCAAAAAGCUGUGCAACAGUGAAUUUUGUGGGGAAAAUCUCAGCAGACAGAAAUUUACUCGAGCAGUGAAGAAACUGAAUGCAAAUAUUCUUUAUCUCUGCUUUUCUCAGCAUGUAAAUUUAGAUCAGUUACAACCACUGCAUACUCUCAGGAAUCUCAUGUACCUGGUUAGUCCGAACUCUGAACACCUGGGCAGGUCGGGACCCUUUGAAGUGCGAGCGGACCUCGAGGAGUCCAUGGAGUUUGUGGACCCCGGCGUUGCCGGGGAGUCAGAUGAGAGUGGCGACGAGCGCGUCAGUGACGAGGAAACCGACCUGGGCACAGACUGGGAGAACUUGCCGAGUCCCCGGUUUUGCGAUAUCCCUUCCCAGCCUGUGGAAGGCUCCCAGAGCCAGAGCAGCCAGGUGUCCCCGCCCAUCGCGAGCAGCAGUGCUGGUGGGAUGAUCUCCUCCGCCGCAGCCUCGGUGACCUCCUGGUUUAAGGCUUACACUGGACACCGCUAACGCACCCGGACCAAAACAUGCCAGGUUUGCAUCAAGAUAGUUGUUCUUCCACUGUGUUCUAGUAAAGUUUAUGUAUUCAGUUAAAAUAGUGCCUGGAACAGAAAGAGGUUAAACCAUUGUGUUUUUGGUAAAGCAGGGAGACAAGCAUUUCUGUUUAUCAGAUGGCCGAUGGGAGUGACCCACAUGCUUAUAGUAGAAGAGCAGGGUCAGAGGUCCUUCUGCCCAGACCAGUGUUGGUGGAAGAAAGACCAGUGUGUGUGUUCUGUUGAAGCAGGAAAUUCACUUGGGCUCCCUUCAGUCACAGGCCACAGGACCCACGGAUGCAGGUUGACACAUUGGUCCUUGUGAUGCGGAGACUGUUCCUGAACACUUCACAUUUUAGAGGCAGAAUCACAAGGAAGUGAUUCUUGAUGAUCAGGACUUGCAAGAUACAAACUGUUUCAUAUGCGUUUGUUCUUAUGCCAUCAUUUUUUUGUACAGAGAACCAGCAGGCAAUUUGAAAUACUUGAUUUCUUUAGGAUUUGGUCAUGUUUGGUUUUUAGGUCAAGGAUUUUGGUUUGUUUGGAAGGGGGGGGGUGGUCUUUUGGGGGAGGGGAGGGGUAGUUUGAAAAUUAUCUCAUUCAUGCUGCUGCUGUCGUAGCUUGUCAGACAUUCCUGUUUUUCUUUAUCCCCACAACACCAAAGAAAUGAAGGUCUUUUUUAUUUUUGGACCUACAUCCAUGAACAGAAGAAUUCCCAGCUGCAGUGAUGGCCUGGAGAUUUAAAAACUAUUUUCUUACAUUCUGAAGGGAAUUAAGUUCAUUCUCAGAUUAUUGAAUUCCUACCAUCUACACUAUGUGCAUUUUGAAACUGAACUUUUCUUCUGAGUGAAAAAUAAGUUAUUAAGGUUGUUCCCUUAUGUAAGUGAAAUGCCUGCCUGGGCACAGGUUAAAAUCCACUUAAUUAAAUGGCCUCUGGUCAUUCUUCUGGUGUCCCAAUUUCUUUCUAAGGGAUUCAGUAGGUGGCAGGUUUUCCAAGAGAAAACCAUCCUGUUUGUUUUCUUAGAGGUCUUUGUUGCUCUAGGGACACUGUCUUCACUCAGAAAUGCAGAGCAAAUCGUUAUAGCUGAUACUAUUCUCUAUCGUGGGGAAGGCUCUGACAGAAUUUUUCCUCACCAGGAGAUCAUUUUCAGCUAAUGUGUCUGUCUUGUCAUUCUCUUAGUGACAAUCUUAUAAGAAAACUGUAGAGGCAUUAUGUACAAAUAUGUAAGUAGUUUUUUAUUUUUAAUAAUUACAAAAAAAAAUCCUAUGUAACAACUACAAAAAGAAAUCCUAUGAAAAAUUCCUAACAGGCAUUAUUACCAUAUCUUGUUAGUGUGAUUAGCAUGACAGUACCUCAGAUAAAUCAUUCAGAGAUUUGCCCUAGCUUCUUUUCUUCUUGUAAUUAUCAUAGUUGAUACUUUGCCUCCAAAUCCGAGGUGCUAUAUAGCUUUUGCUGUUGGUAUAUUUAGUGUUUGGUAGAGUUGCAGAAGAAGGGUGUUUAUUUCUAUCCAGGAGUCACAGGUUCCCAGACUCUCUGGAUUUUCCACUUAGGGAGGAAACGUGUGGGUUCUCAAUAGCAGGUGUCUGUUUUAAGUGCUCAGCUUCAUGAUUGCUGAGCUGGCAUUGUACCACGCAGGCCUGAAAUUCAGAGAACGGGUACGGCAGACUUGAACAAAUACCAAAUGAACUUAAAAUCCCAUGAAAUGAGGGUUGUCUAGGCAUUUCAGACCCUCAAAAAGAAGAGCUUAGUCUCCAGUUUUGGAAGACGCAUUUGGGGCUUGGGGAUAGAGACGGGACUGCAGCUAAAAGAUGCACAGUCAUGGUUUUGCUCAAGCCUCUUACGAAACUAUGAAUGGGAGAUUGAGCUAAAGAAUAGAAUCCAGAGGUCAGAACUCAUAUCUAGAGUAAUUCAACAGAACUUACAAGAAUAUGGGAAAUUAGGGAUUGGUAGGGUAUAUUUUGUUGUUUAUAUCAACUAGAGGCACUUUAUUUAGGGUUAAAUGAUCAAACCCUUUAGUGGUUUCGAACACCAACAUACUGGCUUACACUGCUGAGAUAUUUUGGUUUUCAUUAUUUUGCACUGGAUCCACCCUGUAAAUAUUCUUAAAUAUACAUUUCAACCACUGUUUUUUCCUACUCUCUUUGCUGCUCAUUAAAAUCUUUCAUGUAGGUGCCAGAACCAUAUGUAAACAGCUUUUUAAAAAUUGAAGCUGGUAUUUUUUUUUUUUUAAACAAAAGCCAUAGAACUUGGUCAUGUUUUCCAUAUAAAAUGAUUUGUCAAAACAAGGUAAUACUAAUAAAAACCUACAGGCACCAAAUAGGCUGCUUAAAACGGUCUGUUACUUUUUUUUUUUUGUAAUGGAAUAUAACUAAGAGAAGUUUUGCACAUCUUUAAGUUAAGGGGAAAAACAGUAUGUCAACAUUGGGUGGUGUUGGACAGGAUUCAUUUAAGGAUUCGUGUUUCGAUAAUUUGGUAAAGAGUAUUCAGGAGCAUGCUGUUUUUAAAAGAACUACAGUGUCUGAGAAUCUCCUUGUGGUGUCAUGUUGCAGGAAUUUCCCAUUACUCUGUGACUUCCAAACCAGUUUGAGUCAUAACAAAUGUUUUCUAAACUUUUAUUGUAUUAUUGCAAUAAAUCUUUUAACAGUA